Messenger RNA from Suncus etruscus (white-toothed pygmy shrew), 2724 nucleotides. RefSeq names its product MAP6 domain containing 1 (gene MAP6D1). Gene Ontology annotation, molecular function: microtubule binding; calmodulin binding. Gene Ontology annotation, biological process: regulation of microtubule cytoskeleton organization; cytoskeleton-dependent intracellular transport; microtubule cytoskeleton organization. The record is from RefSeq and is a predicted model, not a curated record. Gene Ontology annotation, cellular component: microtubule; Golgi-associated vesicle; cis-Golgi network. Lineage: Eukaryota; Metazoa; Chordata; Mammalia; Eulipotyphla; Soricidae. The transcript is spliced from 3 exons. The coding region runs from base 1 to 609 and encodes 202 amino acids.
AUGGCGUGGCCCUGCAUCAGCCGCCUGUGCUGCCUGGCGCGGCGCUGGAACCAGCUGGACCGCUCGGACGUGGCCGUGCCGCUCACCCUGCACAGCUACUCGGACCUCGAGAGCGACGAGCCGGGCGCGGGCAGCGCCGCGCCGCGCCAGGGCCAGGGCCAGAGCCAGAGCGUGCCCCCCGCGGGCGCCCGGGAGCCGGGCCGGGACGUGCCGCUCACGCAGUACCAGCGGGACUUCGGCGUGCUCCGGACGGCGCCCGCGGGGCCCCGAGAUGCAGCGCCCGGCCGCGGGUCCGGAGCGGGCGGCCGCCGGGCCAAAGCCGCGGCGCCCCCGGGGCCCCGGGGCGUCUAUGUGCUCCCCGUGGGCGACGCGGACGCCGCGACUGCAGCCGCCACCACGUCGUACCGGCAGGAAUUCCAAGCCUGGACUGGUGUGAAGCCCCCCAAACCCACCAAGCCCAGACCUGCCACCGUGGUCACUACCCGUACCUCUGGAUGGGAUGGCAGUGACCCUCGGACCGGUUUCCAGGUCCCUGAGGUGAGGAAGAAGUUCACCCCCAACCCCUCUGCCAUCUUUCAGGCCUCGGCUCCCCGGAUCCUCAAUGUGUGAUGGCUUCUGAGAAGGAAGGCCUCAGGUGGGGCAGAGUAAUCCCCACGGCAGAUGUUAUGGGCUGUCCUGAGUCAAGAUUAGAGGGGGACAUCCCCCCCAGCCAGGAGUGCUCCCCUCUCCAUGUGCGGGGCAGAUGCAACUCCAGUCUCAACAUUCUUCCUCCAAGCGUGUGGACAGGAGACUUGGCCUUGCAGUCACCAUCCACUUUCAGGAUCUUGGUGCCUGAGUCUCGUUUUUCUGGUAAUAGAAGUGACCCGGGGAGCUGAGGAAUAGAGACAUCAGGGGUCCUGGAAAGAACAAGUUUCCUUGGCUGCAUGAGAAUUUUCGAGCCCACAACACUCUGCCAGGCCAUCCCUUUGGAGCCCUGGACGAAGAUGGUUACGUGCAUGGGUAUCACCUAGAGAUGCCAGGUGGCCAGGACGCUGUGCUCCAAACAGUAUCAGUGUUCUGUUUCAGAGCAUUUCUACUCUGGUGGGGUCCUGGAAAUGUGGGGAGUGAAGGAUAGCCCUGGGUUCAGUUUCUAACCUGCCUUGAUGACUAAUCCCAAUUGUUAAUCAAGGUCAGAGUACGUACUACCUACCCUGCACUACCCCACACUGGUGUGAAACUGGGGGUAUGUGGGGGAAGUGGUUAUCAGGUGCCAAAGCCCCUGGGAGGCCUUGAUGGGCUCCCUUCCACUCAGGGCUCAAGGAGCUUUGUCUCCUGAUUUUCUCAAAUUCAGAAGGCCACCCCUCUCUCCGAACUCUAGCCCUCCAUCACCUGAAGGCUGAUUUGGUCCAAUCAGAGACAUGAGGCACAGCCGAAGUAGCACAGAAGGGAAGGUUCUGGCCUUGAAUGCAGCUGUGGUGGCCAGGGCUCUGGUCCAUAGGUCUAAUCCUUAGCAUCAUAUAUAUAGUCCCUGAGCACUGCUUGGGGUUGCUCACUUCUGAAUACAAAACCAGAAAUCAAAAACAGAAGAGAUUAGAGGCAUAUUUUGGGUGCUUCAGGACAGCCGUUCUCUGGAUGAGCAGCUGCUGAGGUGCAGGUGAUGGCUUUUGGGCACGAGAUCCUCUCUGACUACAGAGGGGUCCCCUCAGGUGCUAGCACUGCAGCACAGCUCUUCCUCCCCUCCAGCACUCUGGGAGCUCUUUUACAUGGGGGACCCUAUGUGGGGUCCAACCCUGCAGACGCCCCUGGUUUGCAUGUUGGAUGUUCCUGUGGGCCUCUGGGACCUGGACACAAUCUCUUAUCUUACUAAAAUGUGGAAAUGGACUGUUUGGAUUCCUGGUUAAUUAUUUCCUUACAGUAGUCACAAACUUGAGUGCCUCUGCCAUCUGUGUCCUGUGGACAGUUGAGAACGCAAGUUGCGGCCCUCACCAGAGGUGUGAGACCCUUUGGGACUGGGGAGAGGGCUUGAAGGGGUGAGCAACAGCUCAGGUAGGUAGGAGGCUGGGGUUCCCUCUCCGGCACCCCAGCAUGCACAGACUGUUAUUCAAGCUAGACUCAGGAGGAUCCCUGGUUUCCUUGCUCACAUCUGUCCCACAUCUACAGAGGGAGGCUGGCACCCCAAGGGUCUAAGAAUCUGGAUUUUUUGUGGCGUGUGGGACUGUACAGCUGCACCACUGCCCUAUCCUGGGGGCUGACAAAGGCUUUCUUGCAGUGCUGGUCCUCCCCACACCAAUGCUCUCCAAAUGCCCUCCAACCCUGCUCAGCUCAGUCUUCACAUGCUGGGGAUGCAUGGGUUUUUGGCUGACAUGCAGACCCCUCAUACCUCAGGUGGAGAGUGGGCUUACCCCCUUCCCACCAUGCCAUGCUGCGUGGUGGCUGGAAGUUGUGGCUCUGUCCAUCUCGCAAGCAGAGCUUGUAAUGGUGGUAUCAGUGCAGCUCUUGGAGAAGGGGAAUAAUGGUGACUUAUACCUCUGUGUAAGAAAAUAGUUAAAAACUAAAAAAAUUUAGGCACAUUUUCCUCAUAGAUUUUACCCACUUCUCAACUUGUCUUUCCCUCCUAUAAUUUACUUCACUAAAAAUACUUUUAUAGUUACUCAAUUUGAAGUUUCUAUAAAAUACUUUUUAUAUUCUGUAAAAAGCAAAUUAAAAAUAAAGAGCAGCUUAAUUUUUAUCUGAUUUCAGCUAAAA